Molecule: messenger RNA, 1506 nt
Organism: Fusarium keratoplasticum
Lineage: Eukaryota; Fungi; Ascomycota; Sordariomycetes; Hypocreales; Nectriaceae
Product: MFS domain-containing protein
Exons: 5
Coding region: 1-1506 (501 amino acids)
Biological process (GO): transmembrane transport
Cellular component (GO): membrane
Molecular function (GO): transmembrane transporter activity
Source: RefSeq, a predicted model, not a curated record
AUGACUACGGAGAAGUCACAUGAAACCAUGCCCAAAGCUGUGAAUGAGGACAGUGUCUCAUUCCACGCCGAGAUGGUCUCGAAACAUGACACUCACAAUGCGGAGUUGACGGAAAGCCCUUUCGGUCAUCAUGAGAGCUCAGAGUGGAGGACUGCUGAGAAGCGAAUUGUUCGCAAGCUGGACAUGACACUUUUGCCCAUUGUUUGGAUCCUCUACAUGUUCAACUACUUGGACAGAAACAACAUUGCGCAAGCACGUCUCGACAAACUCGAAGAGGACACCGGACUCGUUGGUAAUGAGUUCAACGUUGCGGUCUCGAUCCUAAACGUGGGCUACAUGCUUGCACAGCUACCCUCGAAUAUGAUCUUGACUAGAGUCCGGCCAAGCAUUUACCUACCAGCCUGCGUCGUGGUCUGGUCGUGCGUGUCAGCAGCUACUGCUGGGGUUACUAGUUUCUCCGGCCUUAUUGCAGUGCGCUUCUUUUUGGGAAUAGUUGAGGCACCCUUCUUCCCUGGGGCCUUCUUCAUGCUCUCUGCCUGGUACACUCGAAAGGAACUCGCACUCCGAACAGCAGUCUUAUACUCGGGCCUUGUUCUGGCCACCGCCUUCUCUGGGCUCAUCGCAGCUGGUAUCUUUGCGGGUCUAUCUGACAAGGCAGGCCUACAUGGUUGGCAGUGGCUGUUCAUCCUUGAGGGAGCUGGUAGCGUCUUAGCUGCCCUGUUUGCGUUUGUUCUCCUCCCAGACUUUCCAGAGUCUAAGACUGGUAGUGGUAAAUGGCUCUUUAACGACGAAGAGCGACACUUGGCUAGACAGCGCAUUGCCCUUGACCGUGUUUCACUUCCCGAGACUGAGAGGACAGUGUGGCAUGGUCUGGGACUUGCUGUCAAAGACAUCAGAACCUGGAUUUUCGUUAUUAUCCUAUGUGCCAACCAUACUGCUUAUGGCUUCAACAACUUCUUUCCAACCAUCGUCAAUUCUAUGCAUCUCGGGUCUCGAACUAUCACACUAGUCCUCACAGCUCCCCCGUACCUGUUUGGUGCAGUCGUGUCAUUUCUUGUGGCUUACUCCAGUGAUCACUUCAAUGAGCGCGGCUACCAUAUCAGUGGUCCCAUGUUGGUGGCAAUCGUCGGCUUCAUCAUCUCAGUCGCGACUUUAAGCAAUGCGGCUCGAUACACAGCCUCUUUUCUUUACUGUUCCGGGGCUUUUGCCGCCAACGCCGCUGUAUACUCGUGGGCCGCAUCAUCACUCAAUCAGACACCAGAGAAACGAGCCUGCGCAACAGCAAUCAUCAACCUACUUUCUCAGCUCGGCAAUAUCUGGAGUCCCUACUUCUUCCCUGCUUCCGAUGGGCCGCGCUAUGUCAUGGCCAUGCUACUGAUGAUGGCGUUCUCAGCCCUUAGCAUCGCAGCGUCUAUGCUGAUGAAGUUCUUGCUUAAGAAGGAGAACAAGAAGCUGCUUGCCCAAGGACAGCAGACGGGACAUGAGGUCAGACUGUAUACAACCUAG